Messenger RNA from Meloidogyne enterolobii, 1386 nucleotides. Lineage: Eukaryota; Metazoa; Nematoda; Chromadorea; Rhabditida; Meloidogynidae. The record is from the annotation of a GenBank genome assembly.
UUCUGACCUCCUUAGUGCUAUGACGGCUUCCAAUUCGACCUCUGGCCCAACUCUCGGAUUGGCUGACGUGGAGAGAAUUUGGGGUACUACACCACUCGACGACGGAGUGGCUAUUUCAUCAGACACUCUGUCAAAAGCAAAAAUAUUUGAUGGCAGAACUGCUGUUGCCGAUAUGACAAAAACUUCCAUGUCUACUAGUGGUUUCGCCCAUUCUGCAUUUUCACAGCACCUUAGAGAGUAUGAAUUGGAAAAGACUCUUCAAACGCGUGAAGCACUAAUUGAAGAAGAGCAGCAAAAGUUACGCGAAAAAGAGGAGCAGCUUCGACGAGACGAAGAAGAGCGCUCUGAGAGAGAGCGAAAAAUGCAAGAAAUGGAGGAAGUUCUUAAACGCAAACAAAGUGAGCUCAACCGGAUUGCGCGUGAAAAGGAUGAUGAAUUUGAUAAGAGGUGCCAGCAAAUGGCUGAAUAUGAACGUAAGAAACGUGAAGAAUUAGCGGCGCUAGAACAAAGGAUACUUAAUGAACAACAGAGACAGCAGCUACGAAUGGAGGAAGAUAAUCGUCGCAGAGCUAAAGAACUUCAAGAAAUUUUAUCACGUGAGAAGGAACGUCAGCGUCAUAUGUUAGAAGCCGAAACUAAACGCAAGCGGGAGGAGGAGGAAGCUCGCAUGAAUCUGGCACUCCAAGCAGCCCAGCAUACUAAAGAGCUCGAGCAAGAACAAGCCAAAAAAGCAGAUGAAGAGCAGCGUCGACGUCUUAUUAAAGAACAACAGCGCCAACAGCAGCAAGCAUUUGAGGAGGCACAUGCUGAACGCAUUCGACAACAGGAAAUCGCCGCGCGAGCCGAAGCGGCGGCAAAAGCGGAACAACAAAGGAUCAAAACAGCAAACAGCAGAUCAACAACACACAGCAAAGGUUGCAUGGCAAACUAUUCCUCAGGUUACAAAACCCAUUCAGAUGAAUAUUGUUCCGCCAGUAACUCACAAUCAGCAGCAAACUUCAGCUACAAAUAAAACGUCAUCUACUACUUCUGAUCGUGAGCGUCGAGGAUGGCAGCAAGUACAAAUGCCAAAACCUGCACCUAUUCCUCCAGUUAUUGGGAAAGGAAGUGGAGGAGCGAACGCUGCUAUAACAAAUCAGCAACAGCAGUCCGUCGGAGCUAAGAAACAUUCCCAGCAAAAGAAAGUUAAUGACACAAAAACUAAAUCGCCAAAGCAACAACCAGUAGUGGCUGACAAAUUCACCCAAUGGAUUAUUAAUCGUGUUAAAGAGUUAAAUUCAUCAGUUGAUGCUGAAGUUUUUGCCAAUUUUAUUGCACAAGUAGACUCUCCUGAUGAGGUAUUUUGUUUUUGUGGUACUUUAUGGAUAUGUCACCCCCCUCCUAUUU